Capronia epimyces CBS 606.96 is the source of this 651-nucleotide messenger RNA. RefSeq names its product GTP-binding protein rhoA. The record is from RefSeq and is a predicted model, not a curated record. Gene Ontology annotation, biological process: small GTPase-mediated signal transduction. Gene Ontology annotation, molecular function: GTPase activity; GTP binding. Lineage: Eukaryota; Fungi; Ascomycota; Eurotiomycetes; Chaetothyriales; Herpotrichiellaceae. The coding region runs from base 1 to 651 and encodes 216 amino acids. The transcript is spliced from 5 exons.
AUGGCUGAGAUCCGACGCAAGCUUGUCAUCGUUGGAGAUGGUGCCUGCGGAAAGACCUGUUUGUUGAUCGUCUUCUCCAAGGGCACAUUUCCUGAGGUUCGCAGCCAUCCUAUCCUCUCCCAUCUCAACUACUGGAAUAAUCACCCCUAUCAUACACACUACAUUGUCUAUGUCCCAACUGUCUUCGAGAACUACGUCGCCGAUGUCGAAGUUGAUGGAAAACACGUGGAACUCGCUCUGUGGGAUACCGCAGGCCAGGAAGAUUACGACCGUCUCCGUCCUCUAUCGUACCCGGACUCCCACGUCAUCCUGAUCUGUUUCGCCAUCGACUCUCCCGAUUCACUCGACAACGUCCAGGAGAAGUGGAUUUCCGAAGUCCUACACUUCUGUCAAGGUCUUCCCAUCAUCCUCGUUGGGUGCAAAUGCGAUCUGCGACACGACCCCAAAACCAUUGAAGAGCUGGCAAAGACAUCCCAAAAGCCCGUUACACCCGAGCAGGGUGAGGAGGUCCGCAAGAAGAUCGGGGCCUACAAGUACCUCGAAUGCUCGGCCAAGACCGGCCAGGGCGUCCGUGAGGUGUUUGAGUCCGCCACGCGUGCGGCCCUGUUGACUCGGAAGAGUGGAAAGAGCAAGAAAUGCUUGAUCUUGUAA